GCCGGCCCGGCCCGCGUCUCCGCUGUGGGGACCCGGGGGCGCCGCGACUCGCCCGCAGUCGGACGGCGGGAGGCAGUUCCCGCAGGGUCCAGUCCCGGGAGCACCCCCCCAGGAGGAGGGGAGGGUGGGAGCGCCUCUCUUGGAGUCCCCGGAUUUGGUCGCUGGGAUGUGAGGAAGCCGGAGAGGCCGCGGCUGGACGCAGGGGCUGAGGAUCCGGCGGCUCGGCUGCACCAUGCCCUUCCCGCCCAUGCCGCCGCCGCCCGCCCCCGCCCCCGCCCCGGGGGCCCAAGCCGCGCGCCAGUUACCCCGGAGGCCCUGCGCGGCGGGGGACAAGAAGAAGAGGCCCCCACAGCGGCCCGAGGGGCUCCUCUCCAGCUCCUGGCCCUCCGCCACGCUCAAGAGGCCGCCGGCCCGGCACGGCCCCGGCCCGGACAGGACGCAGCCGCCGGCCCCUCCGGGCGUCUCCCCCCAGGCCUUGCCCAGCCGCGCGCGGGCCCCAGCCACGUGCGCCCCGCCCCGGCCGGCCGGCUCCGGCCACAGCCCAGCGAAGACCACCUACGCGGCGACCUCGGCUGGGACGGAGACCACCGCCGCGGGGACCUCCUCGGGGGCGGGGGCUUGUCCCGACGCUGCUGGGCGCUUCUCCCUGAAUCUCACCCCCGAGGCCGUCCUGGUCAUCCAGAGGCGUCAUCUGGAGAAGCAGCUGCUGGCGCGGCACCGCAGGCCCUUCCCCUCACCCUCUGCCGAACCCAGGCGCCUACUCGCCCCCUGUCUCCCGGCUAGGGCCGCGGGCCUGCGGAGAGGCGGCCCCGCCAGCGACCCCGACGCACCCCCCACCGCUGGCCAGGGCCGCCGCGCGCCUCCGCCCCGCGCCCAGCUGCUGCACGGCGGCCUGCAGGUUCCCCAGCUCAGCCCGCGGCUCGGGGCCCUGCGGCCGAUGCUCAAGGUGUCGCUGCUCAACGAGCGGCACAGGUACGACGACGUGGAGUACGAGGAGGAGCCAGAGGCGGUGGACGAGGGCCUGGUACGCAAGUGCACGGAGUGGCUGCGCGGCGUGGAGUCGGCGGCUGCCGCGCGGGGCCGGGCCGGGACCCUGGACUCACGGCGGCACCUGAGCACGCUGUGAGCCCAGCGGGCCUGCGGGGACAGGCCAGGCCUGAUGCCACCUCACUUCCUGCACGCGCCACUCCGCCUAGGGGCCCUCGGGGAAGACCGCAGGCUCCUCUGGCCGCCAGCGCCCACUUUCGGGACACUGGUGCGCAAGCUGGCCCACGUGGGGCGCAGCCAGACUCGCCCGACGGCCACGGCCCCCCUCCUGCCCUCGCCAGCCGGCAGCCCGGGCCUUUCUCGUUCACACCGGUGGUAUCUACCCCAAAUGCCCGCCUCUGCCCCACUCUGGCCUCCUCUUGGCAUCGCCGAGCAUCCAUGCAGUUCGUGGGGAAUUAAGCAACUGAGAAAAUGCCUCUCGGCUCCCCCAGCCCCAAGGUUCGUCUAGGUCCCAGAGACCGUCUGCCUGGAGGCGGGCCUUCCCCAGGGCUACAUCUGCACUCCCUGUGUUGUCACCCUCGGCCGGCGCCGGGCACCCUGGACAGUGCGGUGGGCGAUGGCCCAGGUGGGUGGCCGCGACGGUGGCCUCCUGCAGAGCUGGGACCCGGUGCUACAUUUGUGAUUUUGUUUUCUCCCAAGUCAGAACAAUGUUGAGGGUAUUAGACAUCCCUGAAACUCAGUUAACCGAAUUUCCAGUCUCCAAAGCGGAAGGGUAGGCAUCGCCAGGCGCUGGUGAGCCCUGGUCAAUGAGCGCUUCCAUGGAAACCGCUCGGCUGAUUACAUUUUUUCUGUGUAUUAUUUGAAUAGAGAGUAAAGGUCCUCCGCUGUUUCGUAACCAUAUCCUUUCCCCCCGCUAACUGGAGGCUGAUUUCUACGUAUUUCUUCCAUGUAUCUGAGAAUAUCUAACUCGAAGGAUGAGAAGGAAAUAAAAUGUUAUAAUCAGAUAAGGCUGGUUAUAGAAGAGUAAUGUAUUACCUCAAUUUUUGACUUACUUUGUAAAAGCCAAUAACUGGUUUAAUGUUUAUCUUGAUAGACUUUAAAUGUAUCAAGUCUUAAUUGUAUUUUAAAUUGAAGCCUUACGUUUUUAAAAACAGAUUUUGUAUUUUUCUUGUGAAGGUCUUUGCUCUAAUAACUCUCUCUCUCUCUCUAAUUCUAGGCACACAUUUAGUUAGAUGUGAAGCAUUUAAUUCACUGGGAGCUAGGUCAGCUGCCAGAUGAGUUGCAAAAAAAAAAAAAAAAAAAACCUACCCAUU
Nomascus leucogenys (northern white-cheeked gibbon) is the source of this 2300-nucleotide messenger RNA. RefSeq names its product proline rich 18 (gene PRR18). Lineage: Eukaryota; Metazoa; Chordata; Mammalia; Primates; Hylobatidae. The transcript has 2 exons. The coding region runs from base 233 to 1126 and encodes 297 amino acids. The record is from RefSeq and is a predicted model, not a curated record.